This is a messenger RNA of Mangifera indica (mango), 5801 nucleotides long. RefSeq lists its product as uncharacterized. The coding region runs from base 1 to 3873 and encodes 1290 amino acids. Lineage: Eukaryota; Viridiplantae; Streptophyta; Magnoliopsida; Sapindales; Anacardiaceae. The record is from RefSeq and is a predicted model, not a curated record. The transcript has 13 exons.
AUGGGUCAAUUAACUCAACUAAGAUUGUUAGAUUUGAGUGAUUGCUAUCUUUUGGAAGUUAUAGCUCCAAAUGUGAUAUCAAAAUUAUCCCAACUUGAAGAACUUUAUUUAAAGGGAUGUCUUAUUCAGUGGAAGAUUGAAGUACUUGAGGAAUUAAAGCUCUUGCUUAACCUCACCAAUGUAGAAUUGAAUAUUGAAGAUGACAAGGUUUUGCUUGAAGCCUUCUUUUCUAAAGAGCUUAUAAGGUACAAAAUAUUAGUGGGAAAUUGGUGGUACCCAAUUCCAACAUUUGGUGAACAAGAGUGUUUGAGGAUAUUGAAAUUGAGGUACAAUUCUACCAUCUACUUGGAAGAAUUACGUGGAAUCAAGAAUGUUGAACUCUUAUACUUAGCCGAAUCUUUAGAUGAUCAUAAACAUUCAAAAUUCAGUUUGCAGUCCAAUGAAAUCACACCACUUUUUAACAAAAAGGUUAUCUUUCAUGAUUUAAAGAUUUUGGUAUUGAAGAAUAUUAUUUCUAGAAAGAUUUGGGACAGUCAACUUCCGUCUUCCUCCUUUGAAAAUUUGAAAAAAUUGAUAUUGCGUAGAUGUACAAAGAUCAAAUUUGUGUUUCCUUAUACCAUAACCAAAAACCUCCAGCAACUCCAAUAUCUUGAGAUAAAGGAUUGUAUUGAUUUAGAGGAAAUUGUUGCUAUAAAAGAAAUAACAGAAGCAGUUGCCAGUUUUGUCUUUCCUCAAGUAACCUUUUUGAAGUUUGAAAAUCUACCUGAACUUGCAACUUUUUAUCCUGGAAUACAUACUUCAAAAUGGCCUAAGUUGAAAAAGUUGGUGGUGAGAGAUUGUGACAAAUUUAAGUUGUUCAAUUCAGAAUCAAAUUCUUCGUGCUUGGACCAGAAGGUUCACUUUCGUGAUUUAGAGGUCUUAAAAUUGAAGAAUAUUAGUUUUGAAAAGAUUUGGGAUAGCCAACUUUCAACUUCUUCUUAUCAAAAUUUGACACACUUGACCUUAUUUGAAUGUGAUAAAAUAAAAUAUAUGUUUCCUUUGUCAAUAGCCAAAAGCCUCCAACAACUUCAAUGCCUUGAGUUAACGAGUUGUAAGGUUUUAGAGAGAAUUAUUGCUCCAGAAGGAGGAACAGAAGCAACUGUCAAUUUUUCCUUUCCGCAGGUAACCAAAGUGAAGCUUGAAUAUCUACCAGAGUUUACAAAUUUCUAUCCUGGAAUAUAUACUUCAGAAUGGCCAAAAUUGGAAGAGUUGGUGGUUGAAGGUUGUGGUAAAUGUAAGAUGUUGACUUCAGAGCUAAAUUUCCUAUGCUUUGACCAAAAGAUCAACCAUGAUUUGAAGGAAUUUCAAUUAAGGGAUGGUUUGGAAAAGAUUAGUUGGUGGCGUCAAUAUAAAAAACUUGAAAUCUCCUAUUAUAAGUCAACGCCUAUUCCACUUUGGCCCUUUCAAAAAUUUGAAAAUCUUACAUGUCUUUUUGUUCAUGGUUGUCAUGAGUUGGUUAACUUAACAACACUUUCAACAGCUAGAAGUUUGGUGCAACUGAGAGAAUUGAAGAUAUCACAUUGUAAAAUGUUGAUGGAAAUAUUAGAAAUUGAGGAAGAUGCAACAAUUGAAAUUGUUUUUGAGAAUUUGAGCAAGUUGUCAUUUGAUAGCAUAGAAAGUCUUAUAUGUUUCUGCUCAGGGAAUUACACUUUCAAUUUCCCAUCAUUGGAAGAGUUAAAUAUAAAAAAUUGUCCGAAUAUGAUAACCUUCUGUAAAGGAAUCUUGAGCACUCCAAAGUUACAGAAAAUCAGUUAUGAGGAAAUGGAAGUAGAGAAUGAAGAGAAUGAUCUUAAUAAAACCAUACAAGGAUUAUAUAAAAAGAAAAACCAGGACAUCUCUCUUGAUUUGAAUUUGAAGUUUAAGACAUUCCACCAGGAUAAUUCUAUAGAGAUUGGCUACAACCAACACCCAACUUCCUUCUAUCAAAAUUUGACACACUUGAUCUUGUGGGAAUGUGAAAACAUAAAAAAUGCGUUUCCAUCUUCCAUUGCCAAAAGCCUCCACCAACUCCAACAACUAAAGAUUCAAAAUUGCAAGGUUUUAAAGGAGAUUGUUGCAAAAGAAGAAGGAGCAAAUGCAGUUGUCGAUUUUGUCUUUCCAAAUAUAACCUUAUUGAUGCUUGAAGAUCUACCAGAACUUACAGCCUUCUACCCUGGAAUAUAUACUUUAGAAAUGCCAAAGUUGAAAGAGUUGGUGGUCAAAGAUUGUACCAAAUAUGUGAGCUUAAAAGAAAACAAUGUAGAGAUUGAGCUUAAUAUUUUAGAUCCAAAAUUUAUCUUCUUGGACAAUAAGAUUAAUUUCAAUUUGAAGGUUUUUGAUGGUGAGACAAAUAUUGGUUGGUUGAGUCAAUCUAAAACUCUUACAAUCGAUGAGGAUUUCUCCGUAAAUAUUCCACUUCAACUCCUUCAAAGAUUUGAAAAUGUGAGAGAGCUCCAACUAUCUCAAAGUCAAUAUAAAGACAUUAAGAGCCUAUGUGAUCUUCCAAAUCUUGAAAUUCUAGAAGUACAUUAUUGUUACAGAUUGAUCAAUCUAGUGCCAUUCUCAGGUUCUUUCCAAAAUCUUAAAGUUUUGAAGGUAAGUUCAUGCAAUGGAUUAAUAAUGAAGUUAAUUACACUUUCAAUGGCUAAAAGUUUGACGCAGUUGAGAGAACUUAGCAUAUCAUAUUGUGAUAUGUUGACUGAAAUAGUCGAUAAUGAGGGAGAUGCAACAAGUACUGAAAUUGUGUUUAAUAGUUUGAACAAGUUGUCACUUGAACGUUUAGAAAGUCUCAUAUGCUUUUGCUCUGGGAAUUACUCCUUUAAUUUUCCAUCUUUGGAAGAGUUAAUUAUAGAAGAUUGCCCUAAUUUGGAGAUUUUUUGUCGAGGAAGCAUAUGCACACCAAAGUUAGACAAAGUCAUUUACAACUUUGAAGAUAGUGUCAUUAAGUUUGAUUACGCUAAGCAUGUGAGACCGGUAGAGAUUGAGAAUAAUGACUUGAAUACAAUUAUACAACAAGAAUACAAAAAACAGGUUGGCUUCUCUUGGAAAGAAUUGACAUUAAGUGGAAGGAAUAUCAAGACAACUUUGCAAGGAGAGUUUCAAGAGAACCUUGACAAAGUAGAAACUCUUCGAUUGGUGAAAGAUGACCAUGCAUAUAUCCAAAUUCAUAUUCUUGAGAAAUUUAUCAAUCUUGAAGAACUCAUAUUGACAGUAAGUUCAUAUGAAGAGAUGUUUUCAUGUGAAGAAGGUGAGGAAUAUGUUGGAGCACUCUCAAAAUUAAAAGUUCUACAAUUGCAAGGACUUUUUAAUUUAAAGUGCAUUUGGAAACAGGACUCUUGGUUCAAAUCAAUUCUUCAAAAUCUUCAUUCUUUAAAUGUUAAACAUUGUCACAAUUUGAUGACUCUAUUGCCGUCUUCAUCAUCUUUUAAAAAUCUAAUUACUUUGAAGGUACAGUAUUGUAGUGGCAUGCAAAACUUAAUGACAUCCUCAACAGCCAAAACUCUGGUGUGUUUAAAAAACUUGUCAAUAGAAAAAUGUGAAAUGAUGACAGAGGUAUUAGCAAAUGAGGGAGAUACAGAGAAAGAUGAAAUUAUUUUUAAGAGAUUGGAGGAUUUACGCUUGGUUAAUUUAGAAAGUCUCACAUGCUUCUAUUAUGGGAAUUACACAUUAAAUUUUCCAUUCCUAAAUUCAUUAGCUGUGCAUGAAUGCUCCAAGAUGAAGACUUUUUCAAGAGAAGGUGUAAACAUGCCAAGGUUACAGCAAGUGAACUGGAGAAAUUGUUCAGAUGACCUUAAUUAUGUCACAACACAAUUACAAAAUGAUUGUUCAAAGUUAUGGGAAAAAUUCCCAUGGUAGCAAAGUCCAAAAUCAUAUGAGUUAGUAUCUCGAGUGGUUUUGUGGUUUCAGUUCACACUCAAUUCUGAAAGAGCCAUAGAGACCUCCCGAGUUCUCUCCCUCCCGCUCUCUGUAACCCAAUCGAAAUCGUCGACGAUCGUCUGCUUAAUUGCGAGAAAUCCAGAUGAGUUUGCCAAGUUUUAGUAAAUCUGUUCAGCACAGUCAGCGAAAUUGGUGCCAAAUGACUUCAAUACACUGUGAGCAGAUCAGAAGUUGAAAUUGAUGUCAUUUUUUUGGUCUGAUUUUAGUUGACAGGUGGAUAUAAUGUGAUUUAGGAACUUUCCUUGUGGAUCUAUAUAAUGAAGCUUUAGAUUUUAAAAUGUGAUUUGUUGAAAUGCUGUUUGAAAAUGUCAUCUGCUAGGCAGUAUUCAAUUUAGGUAAGGUCCAUCAAGGAUUGUAAAGUGCAAAUACAUAGAAUUGAAUGGCUCCUGAAUAUAUUUAUCUGGUUAUACAUCUGGUACACACUAUAUCAUGCUUCAAUUUGAGCAAGAAUAAUUUGAUAGUGCAUUAAUGCAGAUAUAAGCUGUUUAUGUCUUUAGUAAUCUGCUUUUGAGAUUGAUAAUUAUAUCAAUACUUAGAAAAUGUAGCUGGUGGUUUUAUUGGAGUUGAUAACGGUAGAAUUUUAAGCAUGUGUACAUUCGGUUUGGGUAGGCAGAAAUAAUGCCCAACUUGCAUGAUGAAGUUACAUGAUUGAAAUUCCAGAGCUGGUGAGACUCUCCAUUUGAUGAUUGGAAGGGCUUUGUUUUGAGACUAACUGACUAAUAUAUUGAUGAAUAUGCUAACCUAUAAAAGUUGUGUUUCUGUUGGAUUUUUAGUCAGUUAUGAGCCAAGCAGAGGACAGGCAUUCCGGCAAGGACUCAAAUAAAGCUAGAAAUGGCAAUGCAUGUCAGAUGGUGAUCUUAUACAUUCAUGUAUAAUGAACAGAACUGGUGUCUGACAUUGCCCAAUAUAGCCAAAAAAAGCCACAGAGAUUCUUGGUUCAGGACAUCACAGUUACAGGCUAGACGAAAUUGCUCCCCGAAAAAAAAAAAAAUCAUCAGGGGAACGCUUGAUUUUUCUGCCCAGUGUCUUGGUGUUGGAGACUGAGGAGGUAGGGAAGUUUUAGUUGUAGCUACUGUAUUAAUUCUACAAGUAAUUGAGAAGUACAUAAGUAUAUAUUUGUUUUUCUCUGUGUUUGGAUAUGAUGAUGGAGGUCAGUAAAAGAGAGGAGGCAGGAAUUGUUCUGGAUGUAGAUGUAGAUGCUUCUGAGAAAGUAUCUUUAACAUUUGCGUUCCUUAUGAUGUUGGUAAGGUCAAAUGCAUGCAUUGUUCUUAACAGUGGUCAUUUUAACUGGCAAUUUUAAAGAUAUUUCUCUUGAAUGGAGCUGUGACCAUACUUUCUUUGGCUUAUUUGUUUCUGCGCAAAUGUUUUGAGUUUAUGUAUCUCAGUUGUUAUUUUGGCUUCCCAGGUCCUUUGAGUUUUAUAUCUGCACUGAAACAAUGGUGAGAGAUGACAUGAGAAGAGGCAUCUCUCACUGUCUUAAAGGAGACGGACUACAGAUUGUUAUAGAUGCAACGAUCACAAUGAAGUAGACUUGGAUAUUGAUGUUCUUCAGGCAACUUACUACACGGGUGCCCUGUUCUUUGGACUCAUGAAGCAACUAACCAUGUUUUGUAGACGAGCUGGAAAUUACCUAUGUUUUGUACACAAGCUGACAUUGACGCUAAGUGCAGAUCAGAAGUUGAAACUGAUGUUGUUUUUGUCACAUUCUAGUCAGCAUGUGGACACCAUGUGAUUUCAGGAACUUUCGUUGAGGAUCUAAAGGUGUAAUUAUAAAACUUGAUUUACUUAACAUGUUUGAAAACGUGAUUUUUGAGAUUAAUUGGUACUGCAAGGAUCGUGAAGGAAAA